AUGAACCCAUCACUUUUGUACGACUUUAUUGAUUUCGACGACAACAACUGGAUGAUCUGGUAUAAAUGGCCUAAGAGAUCUGCAGCUAGAGAUCCUAUGACUAGAAUCCUGAAAACACUUGAGGAAUACCUCAAGCUACCAAAGAGCGAGCGACCCGGUGCAGCUUGGCUCAUAACAACAAUGGAAGAGGCGCAGAGGCAACUAGGGAUGAAAGAACCUGAUAUUCUGUUGUUAUUUUGAUGUUCAUGUGGGUGUGAGUAUUGCGAAUAGAAUUCGGGAUUUUCACAAUGGGCUAACAAUCUUGUUAUCAGAGUCAACACCAAGGCUUACCGAGUGGCAUUUUGAUACACUCCCGGCUGUCUAUAAGGAUCUGGGGCUUGAAAAUUGGUCUUUGAAGCCACGGUCUCUUCAAUUACCAAGAGAGGUUCUAGCUCGCUUAAUAGCUGCUCGUUCUGGGCAUGGAGACUUUGUCGCUUACCACCUUCGCUUCUUUCACUUUGACGCAUUACUUACCUCAGGGGAUUGUAAGUGUAAGAAGGCUAAGUCUCAAUUCCACCUACUAUUUUGUAGGCUAGCAAACAACGUAGCCCCUAGGCUACUAGCAGAAGCUCAGAGGAACCCUCAGCUGCUCUUCGGCCCCGGCUGCGAGGAGCUAUUUAAUAAGGUCUACUUUAAGACUAGAUUCUUCACUAAUAUUUGUCUACCUAGAUAGGCUGGCCUACUUUUCUUUCUUUCUUUGAUUUAUGUAUUUCAUUUGUUGUACCCUGGUUCUCAAAACUAAUUAAGGAUAAGGGCUGUCCCGAAAGUGGGGCUUCUCUUUAAACUGUCUCUUGUAAAUUAGCGUCUCUUCUUUUACACCCCCUGUAGCCUAGGGCACCCCCCUAGCGUCAUUUGCCCAUAUUGGGACUCUUCUAGGACCUAGCCCACGCGAGCUAGACUCCGCUUGAC
Hymenoscyphus albidus is the source of this 948-nucleotide messenger RNA. NCBI's taxonomy places the organism in Eukaryota, Fungi, Ascomycota, Leotiomycetes, Helotiales, Helotiaceae. The record is from the annotation of a GenBank genome assembly.